AUGGGGCCCCGAAAAUCUCAGAUCCGGCUCUGUGUAAACUCAGAGCCAGCUUGGGGCUCGAAGGCAUAUGAACGCUUAGAUUACAUAAUGAGACUCUACGGGGCACUUGUUCAGACUGAUGUUCGCGGUGGUAUUGCUACUAACAUCCAUGGGAUUGAACAUGGAUGGGCUUGGUUUGCUCGUUAUGAGCCUAGGACGCGAGACCUGUUGGUCCAUUUACCCACGCUCAUCCACUACACUACAAGAGCCUUCAAGAUCCGAAAAAACCAACGAAUUCAAAAGCGACGAUCAAGCGACGAAUCCGAAGACACUAACGGUCGUGGCUCCAUCGCAGACCUCCGUAUCAAAUGGGUGGACUCAAUUGCAUACGAUGACCAAAAACCAGAACCAAAUGGCUUUAGUAAGCUGGAUACAAUGCUCUCGUCAGGAGGCGUGGGAAUCCAAUUUAGUGGUUUAGAUCAAACAUACCCUGACAUUAUAACUAUCUACUAUUGUGUCUGUGAAGAGGGUGCUUUGACUAAAUAUGCUGCUAUGUCUCAAACUGUUUUGUCUCAAGUUGUGGCUGUGGCAUCUACUGCUAUGUUACCUACUGCUCCUGGAACUCAAGGUGGUGUGUUACCUGCUGAUGGUGAUGUUGCAUGGACAGCCGAGAUGAAGGAAAUGUUUAACGAAGCUUUACAAAUCUUGCCCGCCAAAAGCCGGCGCGUAUACAACAUUUGGACGAUAAUGCACUCUACAUACCCUGACCUUUCCCAAGAAGAAGUAGGUUCUUAA
Arabis nemorensis is the source of this 774-nucleotide messenger RNA. The record is from the annotation of a GenBank genome assembly. Lineage: Eukaryota; Viridiplantae; Streptophyta; Magnoliopsida; Brassicales; Brassicaceae.